AUGGCCGAGCUCAUUGUGCCGUCUGCUUGGCUUGGUGUGAGAGGAGAACAAGGAAGAUGUGAAGGCGUGUUUGGUAACCUGCACCUGGCUGAGCCAGACUCCGGUCCAAAUGGUGCAAGUGCUCGUAUUUGGAAACGUGGCUCAGCAGAGCCGAACUCGAUUCAGAUCGUGUUUGUUUUGCAUGUACAGAUGAAUGCGGUGACCUUGGCCUCAGAACGCGGUAACAUUACCCCAAACGUUGUCAUUGCCAUUUCAUCGAACAUGUGCAGGGCGAGCGGCAUGGGGAACGCGGACUCGCCCUCCUCGGCCAAGGAGCCGCUGCCGCCGCUGCCCUUCUCCGGCGCCAUUGCAGGCCAGGAGGAAGAAGAUGGGGAGGGAGAGGGCUGUGUGCCGGCGAGCGCCUCGCGCGCCGCUGUCGUGGCCGUGGCCGUGGCCGCGCGCCGGGGACGUCGUUGCCAGGGCCAGGCCGAGCUUCGACCGGGACGCCUCGGCGCGGAGCCGACGGCGCUGUAG
Messenger RNA from Miscanthus lutarioriparius, 513 nucleotides. NCBI's taxonomy places the organism in Eukaryota, Viridiplantae, Streptophyta, Magnoliopsida, Poales, Poaceae. The record is from the annotation of a GenBank genome assembly.